AUAUUAAUUUAUAUUUAUUUUUCUUCGAAACACAUUUGUAAGAAUUGCUUCCUGGACUCAUAUCUAGUGUUUAUGGUCUGUGCGUGCUUGUUUUAUCUCUGGUUAUUCAGACUUCCUCUGAGACUAUGUGGUGGGGAAGUUUGGUGGGAAGGAUAGUUCUAGGCGUGUAGGUUAUUUGGACAAUUCCUCUUCCAAUUAUUCCAUCUAUGUAAAGUAGACAAUUUAAAGUUUUUUACUUGAGGAAGCACGACCAUUACAAUGUGAUAAAGCUAUCCCAGACAGAUACGUGUUAUCAGUGAUCUACAGAGACAGAUAUAUCCUGCUAAAGUUUGGAUGCUCCGUCUUUGUCAGUACCAGUAAAUCAGAUAAUCUCCUUCGGCGGAAGUUGAUGAGCUCCUCCCUCCUCCCUCCACGCUCUCCGCCCCCUGCCUGUCCCGUUAAAUUCCUCAUGCCUGGCAUCAGGUUCUUGGGAGAGAGGGUGGAGAGUUGGCUGGCUCUGAGAAACUCAAGUAACUAACAAGUAGACGAGGUCUGUCAUACCGGGAAAAAGACGAGGAAGAGACGCAGCUGCUGUAAUUAAACCAGCGUGGACCGGUACUGGUCGUGAACCGUGACCUGGGAAGCUGUGGCGUCACUGUGCCCCAGGGGAAAACAGGGGCAUUUUAGAGCAAACUAUUCGAGCAACACUGCAGAUAAAACCCAGACAGCUAACUCAGAGUUGGGACUAAUGGCUCACAGACGGAGCAGACACAUUAGCGUCACGGAGCCGAGCAGGACCACCAUGACCCGGACUACUGCCAUAGCCGAGCAGCUGCAUUACGAGUGCUGCGUCCUCCUGGAGCUCUACAAGAAGAAGGAGAGUUUCACCACGGAUGUGUUGGUGGCUGAUGGUCGUCUGGUAACAGUCCCACCUCCUUCCUCACAGUUGGACACCACAGACAAACUCUGGCGUCUCCACUCAGCUCUGCUACAGUGCAGCAGCUUGCUGGAAAUAGCCAUCAUCAAAGAGGAAGAGGAGCUGGGUGGUGGAAAGACGGGCGACUAUGAGUCCCAAAGAAAAACGGUGAAGGAAAGACUCUCCUUUCUUUUAGUUAGCAUGGGGGAACUGCGCAAAGCUGUCGAUGGAUCAGUGUCUCUGACUCCCACUUUGGAGGGACUGAAGUUAGAUGGUCCAACUGCUUUGUUUGAGCUGAAGCUUUGGAUUUAUCGCAUCUUCGAAGAGCUGGAUUACUGGACCAAAAUGGUUAUUUCUACUUUGCAAGGACUGUCUUCAGUGCUGGCUAAGGAGCGUGCAAGAACCACACGGAUGAGGAGCACAAGAAAUGCUCGGAGGUGAGAAGAAGAUACGAAAUGUCUUGAUGAAAUGUUAGAAUAAGGAAUGGAGUUAGGAAAAAAAAGGGAAAUGUGGUGGUGGUAAAGGUAAGAAAGUGUUAAAAGAUACAGUAGAUGAGAGAGCAAGAGUGAAGAUGUUCAGAUCUUUACUCAUGAGUAACUAAAUCAUUUUGUUUGAGGCCUGACCUGCUUUACACAAUCUGUCCCUGAAUGAUUCAAAUCUGUCCUUUUGAAAACACAGGUCGAAACAAGGUCAAGUUCGACAGUCUCUAACGCGUUAAUGUAUUGUUUACAUUUAAAAAGGAACCAUUCAUUGAGGGGUAACAUCUAUUCUUUACAGUGAUACAAUUUCGUUUUCUUUCUUUUUCAUUUUGAUGCAGAAGGUGAUGGUUGUUACAGUUACAAGGUAAUGGACUUUAUUUGUGUAAUGUAUUUUUCCGUUAACGGUUAAUAGUAUGUAUCAAAGUCCAGCUUUUGAUUGUCCUACCACUGCUUUUUAGGAUGUUGACUUUCUUAAAUUAGGAUGGUUCUGUUUUUUUUUGUUUGUUUUUUUGUUUUGUUUUUUGUUUUAUCAACAAUUGGUUUCAUCUAACAAGUUACCACUGACUAGGUUUGUGGAAUUUGAGCAAUUUGUGAGCUAUAAAUGGAUGUCAAUUAGUCCUUUUUUUUGGCUGCACCCUCUGCUGGCCAGGGGUGGAACUGCUUCUAAAUUUGCAUUUAAGGAGACCUUUCUAUGAAUGUGACCCAGAGGAUGAUAAUCUCUGAUAUGCCAUCUGUGCUCUGUAUUUAUAAUACACUUUUGUAUUAUUGGGAACAAAAAUGUUCUUUAUACUUAGGUUUUACUCUAAGGCUCAAAUAUAUUGGCCAAGGACAAAACAACACAGAUCAAACUUUGAAUCAUUCUUGUCCUGUAGAUUUAUAUUGUGGCUUAAAUACAUCCAUGCAGAUUAAUAUCUGGGGCAGUACAGGGUAUAAAGUAAACCUACGUCCCAGCGCCCCCUUGUGUUACUAUCGAUUAUUGCAAUUUUUUAAAUUUGCUUAAAAAAAAGCGAGAAAUACACAAAAUAAAUUGUUUUCGUCACAAUUUGUGUAUACAUUUCUAAAUGACGUAUCGUAUCUUUUAAAGAUAACGUGAAAUACUGAUACAAAAAGAAACGUUUCUGCAUAAAAAAACGUAAAAUUUUAUUCACUGGUUGUAGUUAGUGGAGGCACUGGAAAGAUAAGCAACGACAUGUUACUUAAGACUAGUAUACCGUAAACCAUUUUGACUAUAGAAUAAGUGAGAAUUACUCCUUUCAGCUGAGUCAGCACCUACAAUACCCUUGUGGUGGCAGUUUUUCUUCAUUUUUGUCCGUUUACACGUUCUUAAGUGAAUGACUUUUUGACAUCUUUAAAGCCAGUACUUCAAUGGAAGAACUAAAUACUAGUAUAUCGUAUCCUUACAAUUUAGUGUUUGGGUAGGCCACACGUGGCAGUCUAUCGUAAACCAAGGAACACAUUUUGACACAUAGUCAGAAUGAAUAAAGAAUGUAAUUCUACCAUCUAUCCACAAUAUCUUUGACCUAACACAUAGUCGAUACGCACGUUGAUAUUUGCUCACACUGUGAAAAGUUGUUUUGAUUUCACCGAAGCUGCUUGAGUUUAAAAUGUCAUGUCGAUUCCCAUCAUGUGUUUCCAGAGGCUUCAAUUUCCAGCUUCUACUCACAUUGUGACACUGAAGAUGGAUUGAAGUGUUGAUUUAACACAUUUUUGUAUUAAUAAUCAGAUUAAUCAUUUGAAAGACCUAA
Messenger RNA from Cynoglossus semilaevis (tongue sole), 3119 nucleotides. RefSeq lists its product as uncharacterized. Gene Ontology annotation, biological process: ciliary neurotrophic factor-mediated signaling pathway; negative regulation of neuron apoptotic process. Gene Ontology annotation, molecular function: ciliary neurotrophic factor receptor binding. The coding region runs from base 728 to 1336 and encodes 202 amino acids. The record is from RefSeq and is a predicted model, not a curated record. The transcript has 3 exons. NCBI's taxonomy places the organism in Eukaryota, Metazoa, Chordata, Actinopteri, Pleuronectiformes, Cynoglossidae.